Molecule: messenger RNA, 1281 nt
Organism: Chaetomium globosum CBS 148.51
Lineage: Eukaryota; Fungi; Ascomycota; Sordariomycetes; Sordariales; Chaetomiaceae
Exons: 2
Coding region: 1-1281 (426 amino acids)
Source: RefSeq, a predicted model, not a curated record
AUGUCCGUCAGUUCCUCGGCAUCCCCUAUGCGCGCCCGCCCGUGGGCGACCUUCCGGUUUGCGCCGCCGCAGCCAGCCCUCCCGUUCGGGGAGUUGGGAUGCGAAGGAGAUGACUCCCAGCUGUAUGCAGCGAAGAAGAACCUACCGGUCAUCAUGUUCUUCUACGGAGGAGCUUUUACCGUGGGCGGCACGAACUCGCCUUACCUCAUUCCAGCCGAAUGGAUUCAGCGGACCCAAGAGCACAUCGUCAUCUCUUUCAACCACCGGGACAACAUCUUCGGCUACACCAACGCCGCCGGUCUUCCCCCGGACCAACAAAACCCCGGCCUCCUCGACGCCCGCCUGGCCAUCGAAUGGGUACGCGACAACAUCGCCUCCUUCGGCGGCGACCCAGCCCGCAUCGGCCUCUGGGGCGAGAGCUCCGGCGCCAUCAUCAUCGCCUACUACAGCUACAUCUACCGGACCGACCCCAUCGCCAACAGCGUGAUCCUCGACUCCGGCAACGAAUUCAUCGACAUCCUCAGCCACAACCCCACCCACUCCAACUUCACGUACGUCGCUUCCCAACUCGGCUGCGGCAACCUCCCCCCCGCCGCCGAACUCACCUGCAUGCGCAAAAACAACAACAACGUCUCGGCCACCGCCAUCAACGCCCUCAUCGAAACGUACACCGACGCCGGCCGCACCCCGCCCGUCUUCUUCUCCCCCUCUAUCGACGACGGCGCCACCGUCUUCGCCAACUACAGCGCGCGCGCCCAGGCGGGCCACAUCGCGCGCCUCCCCGCCCUCAUCGGCAGCAACGCGCAGGACGGCGUCUCGUUCGUGCCCUACGACCCGCAGGGUGUCGACCAGACGCUGGCGGAUGAGAUGACGGCGGUCUUUUUCUUUUGUCCCAGCUACCAGGCGGCGAGGGCGCGGAUUACUGCGCACAGGGGGGAGGUGCCGGUGUAUCGGUUUGUGUACGCGGGCAAUUUUAAGAAUGUUAGUCCCAAGCCGUGGAUGGGUGCGUAUCAUGGGGCGGAGAUGCCGCCGGUGUUUGGGACGCAUGGGUUGUUUCGGGGCGAGUCGAGUGCGUUGGAGAAGGAGACGAGUAGGGUGAUGCAGGAUGUGUGGCUGGAGUUUGUGGCGACGGCGGGGGAGAGGAUGACGGUUGUGGAGGGGUGGGAUGCGUGGAGGGAGGUGGAUGGGGGGCGGGUGGUUGAGUUUGGGAAUGGUGUGCCCGCGAGGGUGAUGGACACCAGGGAGAUGGAGAAGCAAUGUCAGGCGCUGGGGCUGAGUUGA